AGCUCGAAGCAGAAAGAUUGAACUGGGCUUCUCUCAGUUUGGGAAUCCUUUGCUCCAGGUUUGGACAAUGGCGAGGAAAAGUGAAGUUCUAGCUUCAUCAAUAGGCCAUCUUCUGGCUAUGAAGAUGGCAAAACUCCAGAAUAUCUGGGAUGAUGUUGGCAUUCAAGAAGACAAGCGGCUUCAGCGGAUGGCAUCAGCAAAGACGUGUAUAGAGGAGCUUCUAGAUCAAAUGAUUCAUGAAGAGGAGCUUAUGAAAAAACAAUUGGAGGAGGCCAUUAAGAAUUGGAAGGGGAAACUACAGACCUUAUGUUGUGAGCUGCUUCUAGAUCCUUAUAAGGCUGAUAGUUCUACUCCACUUCAAUUGGAAAAGGAGCUCAGAAAUAAAGUGGAGGCCUUGCUUGAAGAGAAACAUGAUCGCAUGGCAGAAUGUGAAAUGCUUUUGAAAGAAGAUCAAGCUUUGUGUACUGACCUCUGCAAGACACCAUACUACAUUCCUACUGGCAAAGUUCCAUCUCUACAAGAAUUAGAGGAGCUUAAAAGUCAUCUGCUCAGUGCAGCUGAAGAAAAGGAGCGUCGUUUAGCUACAUUCCUUGGACUCCGGAAAGAUAUCACGAAGCUCAUGGCAGAUAUUGAUCAUGUCCCUGAUACCACAUUUGAAAAGGAUGCAGUCCUUGAGGAGGAGAAUCUCUUUUUCCUCUCUGAUGAAAAUAUUAAAUCACUGGAGGUGCUUCGUCACCAGUUAGAAGUGAAAAAGCAAGAAUUGAUGGCUACACAAGAGUCUCUGAGAAAACAGAUCAGUUAUCUGUGGAAUACUUUACAAAUUCCUUUAGAGCAGCAGAACAUGUGUGCAACAGGUUCCAUAUAUCAAGUCAAUACGGUGUUGCAACAGGAGCUUGAGCAACUUCAACAAAUGCAGACCAAGAAUAUCAAACAAAUCAUCACUCGCAUCCGACAAGAACUGAACACUUACUGGGAUAAAUGUUUCUACAGCCAGAAACAAAGAGAAUUUGCUUUUCUGUUAGAUGAAAACUUCACAGAAGAAUUACUGAAAGUACAUGAUGAAGAGCUGGUAAAGAUUACCCUUUAUUACCAAAAGCAUCAAGAAUUGCUUGUUAAUGUUGAAAAAUGGGAAUGUUGGUGGAAGGUGCUCCUAGAACUUGAGAAAAAGGCAUCAGACCCAAACAGAUAUGCUAAUAGAGGUGGAACUCUACUGAAAGAAGAGAAGGAACGUUGUCAGCUGCAGAAGAAAAUACCAAAGCUGGAGGAAGAACUGAAGUUAUACAUAGAGAGAUGGGAAACUGAGCAAGGCUGUCCUUUUCUGGUUUAUGGCCAAAAAUUCACAACUUGCAUUGCUAACCAAUGGGAGCAAUGUAGAGUCAAGAAAGUUCAAGAGAAACAAGAACGAUGUGUAAAGAAGGAAGACAGGAUUGGCUAUAAAACGCCUUUAAAACGGGCAUUAGGUGCAUCUAGUACACCACAGAGCAAAAUCAGAAGAUUAAAUGGAAGCUCAAAUUUCUCAUUGGUCAAUAGUGGUGGAAGCACUUGUAAACGAGCAAGAAAACCAUCUCUUGCAGCUCAAAAGACUACAAAUGUGAGCAAGUUACCAGAGCUACAAAAAACACCUCUGCAAAACAAAGAAAUGAAUGCACCAUCAGUUUCCAUUGUUAAUCAGCAGCCCAAUACAUUCAAAUGUCUUGCUGCAAGCUAUUCAGAAUUUUCGCGUGACUUUACCAGAAAAUCUAAUCAUGUCAGUGAACAGCUUAAUUCUACAACUCUUGAAAAUCCUUAGGAUAUCUUGUAUCCACUUCACAGCAUACCAGGUCAGGAGACUUGCUCUGCAUCAUUCUUUGACAAUCGGUAAUUGAACAGAAUAAGUACACAAUGAAGGUAGAGGACCUUUGUUCUUUUGGAUAUAAUUGCAUUCUAAUUGGGUUUGUCAAUUUUUGCCUUUUGUCUUUUUUAUAUGUUGGACUCAUCUAUUUGUCUUCUAGCAUCUACCCCUCUUGUGCAAGCUUUUACACUGUCCUCAAAUCUCAACUGUAUGAAUUAUAAUUUAACAGCUAUGCCUUGAUAAUGAAGUGCUUGCUUAAAUGAUUACAUUUAAAUUUUCAAAUUUGUGUGUAAUAAGGUGAAAUGAAUCUUGCUGUUGAAAUUUUUAAAAUCAAGAAUUGGAUUGAUCUUUAUGGUUUUCAAUUUAAAAGGUGCUAAUACUGGCAAUGAGCCUAGUAUGAGAAAAUAAUACAUGUAACAAAACUGCUACCUAGAUAAUAUCUUUAUUUUAUGAAUUUAGACUAGUGGCUUGGUUUGCCAAAGCGCAUUAAGAAUACUUUGCAGCUUUUAAAUGGCUGGUAAAUACACUGUCUUGUUCAGUUGGUGUUUGUUUAGAGGUAUUGAGCUUGUCAUUUUAGAAUCUUUCAAAAACAUAUAUUGUCCAUUGUGCAGCUUGAUGAUAAUAGAAGUGACUUUCUUCUAGUAAAGGUGCCUUGAGAACUGAAUAACUGUUUUUGGAUUGUGAAACCAGAUAUAUAUAUACAAUAAAAUAUUUUGGAUACAAA
Carcharodon carcharias (great white shark) is the source of this 2555-nucleotide messenger RNA. Its product is annotated as protein regulator of cytokinesis 1-like. The transcript has 14 exons. Gene Ontology annotation, cellular component: mitotic spindle midzone; cytoplasm; spindle. Gene Ontology annotation, biological process: mitotic spindle midzone assembly; microtubule cytoskeleton organization. Lineage: Eukaryota; Metazoa; Chordata; Chondrichthyes; Lamniformes; Lamnidae. Bases 68 to 1789 code for a protein of 573 amino acids. The record is from RefSeq and is a predicted model, not a curated record. Gene Ontology annotation, molecular function: microtubule binding.